AUCGGUGAUGCUGACACGAAAGUGAAACUAAAAGUGAUAGGCUACAACACAGGUUCGGUUCGGUUAGGUUACUGAAAUCGAUCGGUUACCGUCAAGUCAGCUUUAGAACGAUAUGGGCGUAUACUGAGAAACAACCUCAUCGUUGUGGUAAAUAAGACUUGCGAUUCUGUUCAGUGCGCACAGAGAAGUAUUGAGGAGAGAGAGAGCGCCUCGCGAACCAUCUGCACGCUCAAGUCAAUACAUUUUAAAUUUAGGGUUACCAAACAGGAAGAGCUAGAAAGAGACAGCAUGUCUAAUGCCAGACUAAUGCCUUCGCCCAUAUGUUUGGUGGAGAAUGUGAACGGAUCACUCAGCGCCUGUAAGGAUGCCAUUGAGUUCCUGAGUAGGAUCCAUGAGCCGGUGGUGGUGGUGUCUGUGGUAGGACUCUACCGUACGGGGAAGUCCUAUCUUAUGAACCGCCUGGCUGGACAACAGUCAGGCUUUGCUCUUGGCAAUACUAUUGAGUCGAAGACCAAAGGCAUCUGGAUGUGGUGUGUUGCACACCCCUAUAAAGAAGGACACACUCUGGUGCUGCUGGAUACAGAGGGACUUGGGGACGUGGCCAAAGGAGACUCUAAGAAUGACAGCUGGAUCUUCUGUCUGGCUGUUCUGCUCAGCAGCACAUUGGUGUACAACAGCCGCGGCACCAUCGAUAACACUGCAGUGGAGAAGCUGCACUAUGUUGCUGAGCUCGCUGAGAAUAUCAAGAUCAGAUCGACAGAAGUAGCAAAUGAGGAGGAGGAAGAAGAAGAUUUUAAGUUUGUGCAGUUUUUCCCAUCAUUCACCUGGGUUGUGAGAGAUUUCACCUUGGAAUUGGUAAUUGAAGGAAAGAGAGUGACUGAGGACGAGUACCUUGAAUUUGCCCUCCAGCUCAAAAAAGGUGUGAGCAAGAAAGUCAGUGACUACAACCUGCCUCGUCAAUGCAUCCGAAACUAUUUCCCAUCCCCCAGGAAGUGUUUCGUGUUCCCUUCUCCAGCCUCACCUGAAAACAUGACACGUUUAGAAAGCUUGCAAGAACGAGACCUUGUACCUGAUUUUCUGGAGGUCACGGGUCGUUUCUGUGACCACAUCUUUCACAAUAGUGUUGUGAAAACAGUGAAAGGAGGACACAGAGUUACUGGCAAAUUGCUCGGACAUCUGGUUAAGAUUUAUGUAGACACAAUCAGCAGUGGUAAGGUGCCCUGUCUGGACAAUGCAGUUGUUGCUCUUGCAAAUCUAGAGAACCAGACAGCUCUUCAAGAAGCUUUCAAAGCAUAUCAGAUUGGGAUGGAAAAGGUGAAGAACAAGUUCCCAGUAGGUGUGGAUGAUAUUUCCUCAGAGCACCAGAAGUUUAGCAGUCUGGCCACCUCUGAGUUUAUGAAACGCUCCUUUAAAGAUGAAAAACAAGAAUACCUGAAAAAACUCGUGGAAAAAGUAGAUAUGUACUAUGCAGGUUUGCUGCAAGAGAAUGUGAUGGCAUCAGAGAAAAAGUGCAGAGAUCUGCUGAAGAAUCUGUUCUCUGACAUGAAUAAAUGGCUGCAGGAGGGAAAGUACAGUCAAUCUGGAGGAUAUGAACUCUAUUGCAGAGACAGAGACACCAUUGUUGAACAUUACUGCAGAGAACCCAAUAAAGGUGUAUCGGCUGAAGCCGUGCUGAAUGAGUUUCUGAAUGAGCGAGGACCAGAAGCAAACAGCAUCCUCUACACAGAUACAAAACUCACUGAAAAAGACAGAAAGAUUCAAGAGGAAAAGGAAAAGAAUGCUCUGCUGGAACAGAAGUAUAAAGAGGAAGAGGAGAAACGCAUUGAGAGUGAGCGAAUGAUGCAGGCAGAGAAAGAGCGGCAGCAGGACCAGAUGAGGCAGAUGCAGGAGAAGUUCAACAAGGAGCUGGAGCAGCAGCAGCAGGAGAUGGACAGAGCCAUUGAGAGCAAACUGAAGGAGCGGGAGGAGAUGCUAAAGAAAGGCUUUAGCGAGAAAGUUGAUCUCCUGGAUGAAGAGAUAGCGAAUCUAAAAAAAGAAAAGGAAAGUUCUGGUGGUUUAAUGAAGGAAUAUGUGGUGCCUAUUUUAGGAGCUGUGGCAGAAAUCCUUCCAACUAUCCUUAAUUAUAAAGUGCUGAUGAAAGGACUCAAAAAAAUAUAAUUACCCGUUACAUCACAAAUUGAUUUAUUCAUAUAGCUUACAAGACACAAAGUAGGUUUUUAUUUUGUUGUACUGUGUUUUCUUUGUUAAUGAGUAGCAUCCUAAUUCACAUACUUAAUGUACUGUAUACUGUGUAAUAAAAGUAUGUCCUAUGUUGCUGGUGAUGGGAGUUUGGGUUCUUUGCCACUUUUGCCUCUUGGCUUGGGGGACGCUUCAGAAUUUUCACUGUUUUUCACCUACUGUUUUUCAAAUGCCAUGAAUUGUGACCUACUGCACAUGCUGUUUUUUUUUUUUGUUUUUUUUUGUGAGAAGUAUUUGAUUUCGGACACAGAGACUAUUGGAUGAGAAACUGAACUGGGCUUGAUGAUGACAUAAUUGUUCUCUCCUGAGCUGCUUUAUAGAUUGAUUGAACUCAUACUUACAUAACGCAGUUCUUGAACCAAACUGAAUCAACAAUGAAAUGACUUCUACUGGAUAAUUAAAAUGUUUACUAUUGUCUUUUUUAGAGCUGCUUUACAGAAUUGAAUUUUGUUUGCAUCAUUUGAAUCAGCAUUUUCCUGUAAAGCUGCUUCAAAACAAACUGUAUUAUAUAAAGCACUGCAUAAAUAAAGAUGACUCGACUUAGUAAGA
Molecule: messenger RNA, 2787 nt
Organism: Cyprinus carpio (common carp)
Lineage: Eukaryota; Metazoa; Chordata; Actinopteri; Cypriniformes; Cyprinidae
Product: guanylate-binding protein 2
Molecular function (GO): GTPase activity; GTP binding
Source: RefSeq, a predicted model, not a curated record